Symbiodinium necroappetens is the source of this 2967-nucleotide messenger RNA. Lineage: Eukaryota; Dinophyceae; Suessiales; Symbiodiniaceae. The record is from the annotation of a GenBank genome assembly.
AUGGUGUUUACUGUCCAGGUUUGGACGGACUGGGAGGCUUGUUCCGUGACCUGCGGAACGGGCGCCCGUGGCCCAGCUCCUCCCUCUCUUCACACACCUGUGUGCCUGAAAACAAAAAGCGAAUGUCUAAACGAGGUGUCCAGGAGGACGCGGGCGAGGAAGAAGUACGAGAAGGAUGGCGGCCACGUCUGCUGGGGUACCGAAGAUGACGAGCAGGCCUGCUCGCUGGAGGCUUGCCCCGUCGAUUGUUUGCUGGGAGAUUGGUCUCAGUGGUCGCCGUGUUCCAUGACCUGUGGAAAAGGUUCGCAGACACGACUCCGAGGUAUUCGGAAUGGCCCCGCGUACGGCGGCAAGGUCCGCCCCUGGCAGAGCGGAGAAGAGCGGAGCAGAGCGGAGCUAGCUCUCGUCGCUCUCGCGGUCAGGUGGUCUCUCUGGGACGCCUGGAGCGCUUGCAGCCGCAGCUGCAACGGCGGCACCUACACUCGCCAGCGCGCCGAGCAGGUUCCGGCGGCACAUGGCGGCCGCUCCUGCUCGGGAUCCGCAGACGAAGACGGCGUCUGCAACGUGCAAGGCUGUCCUGUGGAUUGCAAGUGGGUGCCGUGGAGCGACUGGGGAAGCUGCUCUGCUUCCUGCGGUGGCGGCACCAGGAUGCAGACGAGAGUCGUCGAGGUGGCGCCGGAAUGGGGUGGCCUGGAGUGCGAGACCGACGCAUCGGGUGGCCCCAAGACCCAGAAGACGGAGAGCUGCAACGAGCAGCCCUGCCCUGUGGAUUGCCAAUGGUCCAGCUGGAGCAAGUUCUCCCUCUGCUCCAAGACCUGCGAUGCGGGGACCAUGUCCCGGAAGCGCAUCAAGGCGCCGGAGUCCAACGGCGGAAAGCCCUGCACCGGCGACGCGGAGGAGUCCAACUUCUGCAACACGCAGGGCUGUCCGCGAGACUGCCAGUGGAGCGAAUGGACCCAGUGGACUCCGUGCUCGAAGCUUUGUGGAGGGGGCAAGAUCAAGCGCUUCCGCGACAUUGCCAUCCCAAGGAAGAACGGCGGGGAGCCCUGUGUCGGUCAGGCGGAGCAGGAGGCGGACUGCAACGUGCUGGACUGUCCCGUGGCCUGCGAGUGGAACGAUUGGUCUGACUGGAGCGUCUGCCCGGUGACCUGCGAUGGUGGCAUCCGGGUGAAGCAGCGAAGCAAGAAGCAGCACGAGCAGAGCGGCGGGCUCCCUUGUGCCGGCAACGAUACGGCGCGGGAGUUCUGCAACUCCGAGCCCUGCCCGGUGGACUGCAGCUUCGGCUUGUGGGAGGAGUGGAGCGACUGCUCCACGACCUGCGGCCUGGGCCAGCGCUUCCGCACGCGAGUGAAGAGUGCGGAGCUCUACGGGGGCAGGCCCUGCGAGGAGGCCAUGAUGCAGACCGGGGGCUGCGGCAGCGCCAACGAGACGCCCGGCUGCCCCUUGCUCACGGCACCGACGACCACCGCGGCCGGGACUGCGAAGGCGCAGCAGGGCGAGCAGGGCGAGCAGGGCGAGUGGGGAUCGAGCAGCGGCGGCGCCUACAACCCAAACGCUCACGGGAAGCAGCAUGAGAUCCCGCAUGCUGACGACUUGCUGAAGAACUUCAGCAUCGUGAAGGAUCCACGUGGAAUUCCAAGCACCACGACCACGGAGACGACCACAAGCCCACCGGUGCCUUGCACGAAAGACCAACUCGAGGCAGCAUUGAAAAAGUACGAUGACUCGGAUACCAAGACGCUCGACGAGGUGGUCGAAGACCUCACUGGCCACAAACCGACGGAGGCUCCGGCACCGGAGCGCCCUUCGUCCAACGUCUCGCAGCGCGAGCCCGCGGAGCCCGCGGACGAGGUGGCCGAGGAGGCUCUCCACGCCAUCGCCCAGCAUCCAGAAAAGGCAGAAGCCGUGCAGGCCGUCAUGAACGCCUCGCUCUCGCCCGGCCUCACGACGCUCUCCGAGCUUAUGGACGUCCUGAAGGCGCUGCCAAGGAGUCCCGCUAUCGACAUGCUGGUGGCAAACCUCACGGCGCAGCUGGCCAACAUGAACAUGACCGCUGAGCAGGCUUUGCAGGCCUCACCGCAGACCUUGGACACCUACCUGGUGGAACGGGCGCGGCAGCUCAUCGACGACGCCAUGAAGGACCGGUCCGGAGGCGAGCUGGAAACAAUCAGGAACCUCUCCGCUGCAGCGGCGGCCGCACCGAUGACGGAGGCAUCGAAAAACUUCACGGUGCCGUUCUUCACCGGCAAGGACGGAAAGCAUGUCCUCGCUGAAGUUGGAGGUGAUCUGGCCUUGGACGUCCAGGACGCCGACCGCUUCGUUUCCAGCUCUGAUGUGAAGGUCGCCAUGAUGAAGGCCGUGGCGGCAUUGGCGAAUUGCCAGGUCUCUGACGUCAAGGUGGACCUGACCAUCCCCAAAGCCAUCCUUCUGGCCCUCUGGAGACGCAAGGCCGCGGGCAACGUGAACGUGGCCUACCUCAUCGAGGUGGUGCAGGGCUCCGCCGCCGGCAUCGCCGAGCGGAUCUCCAAGCAGGACAUCAACACCGUCACCGGCCAGAUCCGUGGGCAGUUGGAAGCCGCUGGUGCCAACUUCACGCUGCGCGCCACCAGCCUCAGUGUCACCAUACUGCCUGUGGCCGACCUGGAAGGGGACGGCCUUGCGAGUGCCGAGAAGGUGGUCUCCGUGCAGCGCCACAACGCCUCCGCGGCCCAGGGCUCCGUCCAGGUGGAGGAUGCUGUGGUGGAGCCUGUUGCCGACAGCAAAGUGGCCUCACCAGAUUCGCCGAUGGUGGAGACGGCGCAGCAAGCGGCCCAGGCCACCGUGAGCAUGGCCGCGGCCGCCGUGCAGGAGUCGGAGCCCGAGACUGAGACGGGCGAGGAGGAGAAGGACUCGGAUUUGCCGAAGGGCGGCUCGCUGCUUCGCUGUGUCAGGCCCCUCAGCCUGCUGGUGCUCUGGGCAGUCAGCUGA